Phycodurus eques (leafy seadragon) is the source of this 4607-nucleotide messenger RNA. RefSeq lists its product as uncharacterized. The record is from RefSeq and is a predicted model, not a curated record. The coding region runs from base 184 to 2616 and encodes 810 amino acids. The transcript has 17 exons. NCBI's taxonomy places the organism in Eukaryota, Metazoa, Chordata, Actinopteri, Syngnathiformes, Syngnathidae.
GUCUCGCCGCGAUCGCAGUAUCACUCGAGUCCCGUGUGUGGAACUCGGCAGCGAAAAGUGUUCUGACGACGGCCGCUUUGUGUCGCUUGGUGACGCAGCUCGACGCCGCCUGCCUCCACCCGUGAGAGAAGCCGCCGUCAUAGUCCAAGCUCGAGUCAGCUGAGUUCCCCCCCCCCCCUCCACAUGACUUCGUUGACGGCGUCGUCCCCUCAACCGAUAUAUUUCUUCGACCAGCCUGCACCGCCGCGAAGUAAGAAGGGCAAACUUGUGAACGUGCUUAAGCCCAAAGACGAGAAGAAGGAAAAAAGGUCCGAAAAUGGCAAACAACUAAAACUCCUGAAAAAAGCCAAAAGUGACGAUCUUCUCGAGACAUCGACGGGCACAAAGGACGAAACAUGCGAAGAUGAGUCGGCGGAAGACGACACGCAGGACCCGCUGGCCAGCCAGAAGCGGGCCGCCCCUCGCUUGCUGAACGAACUGGGCCGCCUGCUGUACCGCAACCGGGGCGCCGCGUUGCAGGUGGCGGACAUCCUCAACUACUCGGCCGACGCGGCGCUCAAGCAGCGCCAGUCGGCGAAAGAUGCCGCUGCCCGACACAAGGCGGGCAGGAAGAAAAAGUCGCAAAAGAAAGCCGCAAAAGCAAAUCAAGACACAACAGAAGCUGCAGCUGUACCUAACGAAGUGUCCGCUCUCAGCCCCACACCCACGGAUGAGAGCAUGAUCUCCAGCAGCAGUCGCGAUCCAGAUUGGUUCGCUCUGCCGCUUCAGGCCUUGGGUGAAGACACGCCUCCUUCCAGGGGUUUGUGUCAGUGGGUGGUGGAGAGACUGAAGGCCAGCAGAAGUCCGCACAUAAAACCGCGAGUGGUCGAUCAGGUGCCGAGCUCGCCCAUCCUCCGUCACUAUGUCGACGCAAAGUCGGGAAUUAAGGCGAAGAGUGCGGUGACCGGUGAAGCCGACACUGUCGUCGAUGACGUGACUCCUUGCCGGAAACCGCCGCUGAAGAGACUACAUUGCAGGAUCAGCAAUGGAACUUCCUUCAUUUUCUACCCGUCAGGCAACAUGGCCGUGUGCCACAGCCACUCGGGUCUUCCGUCGGGAGGCUUCUGCACCAACGUGUUCACCGACAGCCACACUCCCGUCAUCCUGGCCACCGUCACCAUGUUCGGCCACGGUUCCGUCUCGCACCCUGUCAGCUCUGCGGUGACAGCCUUGUGGGACCAGCACGGCGGUUUCGUGUGCGACCGGGAAGGCAAUCUCAAGAAGGAGUGGAGCUGGAAGCCUGCCGAUGAACAGCAGGAGAAGAUUGUCGUCAAGCUGGCAAAGGGCAUCUCGGUGCGACUGCUCAGCGGCACGUCGGCUGUGCUGUCCUUCAAGUGCGAGGACAACAAAGUUCAGCUCCCGCUCUCGGCCCUCCCGUACUCCGCAAAGGAAGCGGAGGCCGACCAGCUGCUCCCGGAGGCGGAGGGGACGGUGUCGGCGCGCUGGAAGAAAGGAUGCCACGUGAUUGGCGAGCUGACCAAACUUCAGCAGAAAGUACGAGACGUCCUGGACGCGUGGCUGGACUAUUAUCGCGCCGCCACCGGCAUCAAGCGCUGUGAGAAAAAGCCAAAGACCCCAAAGGGCAAGCACAAAAAACGGGCACAUGCGUCCGCGCUGCCCGUCAAGAAGUCACCCGAGCGGGCCCGCGCCAAGCCGGCCAAGGCCAAAGAGAAAGUACCUGAGAAACAAGAGCCGCCCGCUAAGAAAACACCGCGGGAAGCUCAAGCCAAGCAAAGGGUACCCGCAAAGAACACAAAGGAGCACAGUAUGAUCCAAAUCGGACCCCUUCGCAUCCAUGGAAACAUCAAACAGGAGUUAGUGAUCCUUCCAGACCACCCCGACUCGCGUCUGUCCAGCCUGCCUCGCUUCCCCGCGCAGUCCCGGCUGGCGCCCUCGGUGCCGCUCACCGUGUGCCCGCUGCUGCUCCGGGCGGCCCUGCUCAAGCAGCUCAAGGGGCACGGGCCCAAGAGGUGCUGCUGCAGCACGGCGCUGAUGCCCGUGCUGCUGGACACCGAGUACGACGCCUUCAUCACGGGCCAGCCGCAGUACAGCCAGCAGAUCCUGGUGGUGGUGGUCACGCUGCCCGUCAAACCGGGCGCCACGCUGGAGCAGGACGCCAUCCAGCAGCUCUACCGCAGGAGCAACAGGAAGAGAACCAUGCCCUGCGCUCAGGUGGCAAAAUGCCAGAUGGACUCGUUUCGCCUGGUGAGGUACGAGGUGUCCACGGGGGCGUUGGGCUGCCCGGUUGACAACAUCCUGCUGCAGCAUCGACACAACGUCGCCGCCGGCAUGAUCCUGAUGUACAUCCGAGGGCGACUGAUGUUUUUGGGCUACGUCGCCAACGGUCGCACCUUCUCCGUCUUGGACCUUCAGAAGCAAAUCUUGAGAACCAGGGAGAGCUACAGGUUGGGGGCGAGCCUCCCUCCGGACUACAAAUUCAGCGAGAGCGCAAAGGUCAGCCUUUGUCCCUCGGAAGCGUCGGACGCAAACAACGUGGAAGAACCGGCGCUAACGUUAACCAACAACAUCAUCGCGUUGACUCAGUCGCCGGACAAAGAAUGUGUCGCCGAGACGUGACUGAAUCAAAGGAGCUGAUGUCCUGUCAAAUGGCUUUUGAAAUCACGAGAAAAAUAUUCCAUGCUUUGAGAAUUACAUUUGUUGAAAAGAAACAAAUGUAGCAUGAGAAAUACUUUGGAACUUCUCGCAGCGAAGAGCACCAAGGCAAUAAAUGUGGUGGCUUUCCGAUAUUGCCGAAGUGUACACCGCGCGGUUUAUACUGUCCAUGCGAUCCAAUACGAGAUCUGUUUUUCAAUGACUGGAAAGUGCGACCUUGUCUUAUGAGUGCCCCAACUUAAGAGUUUUUCCAGUUAUGAGGUGAUUUUCAGUUAUGAGUGGGCUUCAGAUGCUGGAGAUAAACAUUCUCUGUCGUAAAGUUAAACAAAUACUAAAUGUAAAACGGUCCUGUAAUUCAUAUCUGUAUUGUUGCAAGCAUUAAGCGAGCAAAAAAAAAAAAAAAAACACAUUUUCUUUUUGAAUACCUUUAUAUUUGUUAAAAAUGUUGGGCCGAUUUAUCAGUUGUCGUAGUUUUACUCUGCUAAAUAUCAGAGUUGGCAUUGGCCUCAAACAAAUCCAUAUGGGUCAGGCUGUAAUGUCGACAUGUCUUGCUGCACCGUUUGUGUUCAAAUAAAUAUCUGUUGCUUUCGAGGUUCGACCGUCCGCCAUUUCGUUAGCCUGUCCACAGCAUCGCAUUGUGAUAGCAUUAGGCUAGCUGAUUUUCUUCAGACAGUGAUGUGGUUUAGCUCUUUUGUUUAAUGUUUAGUUUUUGAGGAAACCAACCGGGCGUGUCAAUAAACAGCCCAAAGCCUCUUUUUUUGUCGCAAGAAUUGUUCAUCAGCCAAACCGCCUGGAAAGCCUCACGAGUCCGCUCAGCCGUCAGUCGUAAGUCGGGGUAGCACUAAUGCAAUUCCCGCUAAACCGUGAACAUAUUUGGUGUAGAAAGGAACAAGAUGUGUGUAAUAUUCUUGUCAGGGUGAACAUGACGUAUUGUCAACAAUUGCACAUUUCUAUUCUGGUAAAUUGCGAUAAGCCGCAGAUUUUUGUUUUCAUGGUAACUUUAGAGAUGCAAGCAAAUGUGCUUGAGACUAGACUCCUAAAAUAUCUCACACUUCUCGUGUCAUUUACGUUUAGAUUUAUAUCAGUUACCUCAAUAGAAAUGUAGAAUAAUUAUUAUUUUUUUUUAGAUACUUGUAGCACGGUCGGCCGAGCAUUUACAUGUCAUUUUUUUAAAAGUUAAUUUCUCUGCCUUUUUCCAAUAUCUGGUGAUUUACAAUGUAUUCAUUUAUGUCAUUCAAUAAAUGGUUGAUUGAUUUAUUGCAUCUAUAUCAGCAAAAUAUUCAGUACCUCAUUUACUUUAUUAUUGUUUUUUUUUUACUUUAUGAAUGAUUAUUAAUGCAUUCGCAAACAUUUCUAUUGUUGGAUAAUUGGUUCAUUUAUUAUAAUGAAAUUAUGAAUAAUGAAAUAAAAAUGAACUUGGAUUAAUAUCUUAUUAAAACAAUCAAUAGAAUAUAAAUGUAAUAUAAGUAUAAAAGAAUAUUCCUUAAAUUCCAUUAUAAUUCACAUUUUCGGAUUCAGUUCGAUGUGCCUAUUUUACAUAAAAUAAUUGUGAAAUUAUUUGAUCAUUGAUUGUGGCUUUCCUCACACAAACACAAAAUAAUCCAUGUAAAAAAUUUUUGUUUUUUUUUGUUUUUCCCCCAGUAAUAACUGACUUGUUUCUGGUUUUGUUUAAAAAAAAAAAAAAAAAAAAAGGGCGAAUUUGCAAAUGAAGUGUAAAUAAAAAGAAAUGUAACUUCAUUAUUGGUUAGAUUGUAUUAGACUCUCUAAAUAAUCUAAAUCAAUGGAAACAGUGGUUAAAUGUGAAAUGUAAAUAUUUCCUGUAAAAAGCUUUAGAAAAUAUGAUUUAUUCUUCUCUUUGCUCAUUUUUCCAUUGAGAUUUGUGUUUUCAUGUAUAACAUAACAUGUCUGCCUUGUCUUCUGUGUGCUGAAUAAAAAUGAACAAACGCAGAAUAUAA